Molecule: messenger RNA, 498 nt
Organism: Salvia splendens (bonfire salvia)
Lineage: Eukaryota; Viridiplantae; Streptophyta; Magnoliopsida; Lamiales; Lamiaceae
Product: B3 domain-containing protein At2g24670
Exons: 3
Coding region: 1-498 (165 amino acids)
Molecular function (GO): DNA binding
Source: RefSeq, a predicted model, not a curated record
AUGGCUACUUAUGGAUGGUUGAGCGCCGUCGAGCAUUUGGGCGGUCGUGACAUCCUCGCCGCCACCGCACACUGCGCAAUCCAAAUUCGAGACUCCGAGGAGGAAACGCUGCCUUCCGCCACCGCAGAAUCCUCCUCCGCCGCCGCGAGCACGAGUAAGAAGCAAAAUUCGCCGCAUCACGAUCACGAUCAGCCGCCGCUGCUGCCGGAAGAAUUUAGGAGGGCGAUCGAGGAGAUGGCGCGGGGGAAGGAGCUGACGGCGCCGGCGACGCUGGUGAUUCAGAAGCAACUGUUCCGAACGGACGUGAGCAAAAACCACAACCGCCUCCCGAUCCCGGCGAGCCAGAUCAGCGACGGUUUCCUGACGGAGGAGGAGCGGCGCCGCCUCGGGGCGAGGAGGAAGGGCCGCGUGGACGUGAGGGUCGUGGAGGCGGUGGCCGCGAAGCUUUGCCGGCGGGUCAUGGCGAAGGGCGAGGGGAGGAAGAGGAAGACGACGUGA